Molecule: messenger RNA, 1133 nt
Organism: Fundulus heteroclitus (mummichog)
Lineage: Eukaryota; Metazoa; Chordata; Actinopteri; Cyprinodontiformes; Fundulidae
Product: C-type lectin domain family 12 member B
Exons: 9
Coding region: 1-1062 (353 amino acids)
Source: RefSeq, a predicted model, not a curated record
AUGGCAGAGGAUGAAGUUAACUAUGCGUCAAUAGUUAUCAAAACUAAGAAACAGCCUCAAUCAGAAGCCAAAAAUGAGAAAGAGACUGUGUAUGAUGAAGUGAAGAUGAACAAACAACCAGCUCAUGCUAAAACGGCCAAAGAUGCUGAGUAUGCUGAAGUGCAGAAGCAGAAUGAAAGAUUUCAAAAAACUGCUGAAACAACUUUCUCUGCAGGACUUUUGUCGUACAAGAAAGCAGAAAAAAAAUAUCGCUGGUACCAGAAGAUGGCUUGUUGCUUUGGGAUUCUCUGUGUGAUUUUGGUGUUGGUCAUUGUUGGAGUCUGUGUUCACUAUGUGUUUCCUCACAAGAGUGAUGAACAGGAGCUAAAACAGCUGAAAGCCAACCAAACGUUGCUGCUGGAGGAAAUUUACAACCUGACAGACAUGAACAAGAAACUCAGCUCAGAUUUGAACAUCCAUGUUCACAACCUGACUCAAGAAAAAGAAAACCUGACUCAAGAAAAAGAAAACCUGACACAAGAAAAAAAUGAAACACAGAAGCUGCAGGAAGAGAAGAAAAACCUCACAGAACAAAUAGAAACUAUGGAGAAAACUUGGAAUGAGCAGAACGUCAGUCGAGCUCAGUGGAGCGUUGAUGAAUACUGUCCUAAAGAAAACAAGAGAAAUUGUAGUUCUUGUCAGAAAGGCUGGCUCCUAUCUCAGUCCAGCUGCUAUGCAGUUAAUAAUGCUGAACCUCCGAAUCAGAAAACCUGGGAAGAAGCACGAGAAAUCUGCAGAGGAAAGAUUUCAGAUCUGACUGUUGUUGGUGAUGAAGAAGAAAAGAACUUUGUUAAAGACAAGAGUUGGGUUAAUGACAACAUUACAGGAUACUGGAUUGGCCUCAGAGCUGAAGGAGAGAAAUGGAGAUGGAUCGAUGGAAGUGAUCUGACCAAUCAAGCCUGGAUACAGCAGCAGCCUGUUGAUGGUCAGUGUGUAACUUCUCUCCAGAACAGAGAAUGGAGAUCAGUGAGCUGUAAUGAAACAAACGCAUGGAUCUGUGAGAAGAAGGCUUUAUCUAUUUAAAGAUGAAAUACUCAGAUUGAGGGAAGUCAUGUGGAGAGCCUUAAAUACAAAUAAAUAAAAGUUUAAAAGUU